AUGGGGAGCGAAGCCACCUGCCCUAUGGAUGAACCAUCAUCACCAUGUACCGAAGACAAAAUUCCCAAUGUUGGGAUGUCGUUCAUUUCUAAAAAUAACCUACCAACAAUUGGGGACAUAAAUAGCCCUAUGGAUGAACCAUCAUCUCAUUGUACCGAAGACAAAAUUCCUAAGUUUGGGAUGUCGUUUGUUUCUGAAAAUGACCUUAGAGAAUUUUAUAGAUUGUAUGCACAAUCAAUGGGUUUUGGAGUCCGAAAGUUGGGAACAAGAAAUGGACCAGAUGGCAAACAAAAAUUUUUCUCUAUUGGAUGUGCAAAAAGUGGUUCGUUUACGCCAAGGGGGAAGAAUAUAUUUCAACUUAGACCUUCCACCAAGACCGAUUGUAAGACCAGGAUCAACAUUGUUGUGAGGAAUGAUUUUGAUUUUCAGAUUAGUAGUGUCAUUCUUCAGCAUAAUCAUCCUUUGAGUCCUUCAAAUUCAGCAUAA
This is a messenger RNA of Impatiens glandulifera, 486 nucleotides long. RefSeq names its product protein FAR1-RELATED SEQUENCE 4-like. The record is from RefSeq and is a predicted model, not a curated record. The coding region runs from base 1 to 486 and encodes 161 amino acids. Lineage: Eukaryota; Viridiplantae; Streptophyta; Magnoliopsida; Ericales; Balsaminaceae. The transcript is spliced from 3 exons.